Molecule: messenger RNA, 3508 nt
Organism: Labrus mixtus (cuckoo wrasse)
Lineage: Eukaryota; Metazoa; Chordata; Actinopteri; Labriformes; Labridae
Product: adhesion G protein-coupled receptor E1-like
Exons: 23
Coding region: 53-2995 (980 amino acids)
Biological process (GO): cell surface receptor signaling pathway; adenylate cyclase-activating G protein-coupled receptor signaling pathway
Cellular component (GO): membrane
Molecular function (GO): calcium ion binding; G protein-coupled receptor activity
Source: RefSeq, a predicted model, not a curated record
UAUGCAGCCCUAACGUUGGUGAUGGGCAUUUCGUGGAGUGGGCCCCGUCACGAUGAGCUGCUUCGCUUUCACACUCCUUCUGGGCUCACUCUUCAUCCUCGGUCACAGUGCCUACCCUUCUGGUUCUUGUGAUGGAUACAUAAACGCAAAUCAAACAUGGCGGAAUUUUGAAUUUCAGUCGUCCUCCUUUCCCGGUUUCCCACUUAAUGACGCGGCUUUCGUUGAGAAGUGGAUACGUUUCACAGGGCUCGGUGGAGACAGAGUCAUUGCAACAUGCUAUGGAACCACCAGAGGUGGUAGCCAUUACAACGUCCAUGUUCCUUUUUCAUAUCCAGCAACUGAAUCUGACACUGCAACUACAGGGACGGCAUAUGCGGACGUUGGAGGUUGCACUAAUUAUGCUAUAACAAUGAGCAUUGUCCUCUGCCCUGGGGGAUUCUACAUUUACAAACCAUCAAGUCAUCCAACAAGCCAUCUGAUUUAUGCAACCUAUCACAGUAAUUGUACAGCAGACUCCUGCGGACCACUGGCUCAGUGUACAAGCGGUGGAGGCUGUGUUUGUAUUACUGGCUAUGAAAUCCCUGCCGACCACCUGCCCACUCUAGAGUCAUUUGGAUGUGUUGACAUUGACGAGUGUGUGAAGACCGCCGGUAUUUGUGGUUCUUCAUCCACCUGUGAGAACACCAUCGGAUCACACCUCUGUACCUGUCUAGAUGGAUUUACUGCAACAAAUGAGACUUUACCAGUUUCAACGUCCAACCCCUGCCAAGAUAUAGAUGAAUGCAGUGAAAAUGUCUGCGGUGAGGGGAGCUGCGUUAACAACAUAGGAAGUUUUGUGUGUACAUGCAAUGCAGGCUACGAACUUGACACCGAUGCAACUCCUCUUUGCCAAGAUAUCGAUGAGUGUUUCAACUCCACCGUCUGUGGCCCUGAGUCCAAGUGCACCAACAUACCUGGAGUUUAUACCUGUGCAUGUAAUCUGGGCUAUGAACCGACCGCACCGGACCAGGAGCCCAGUGAGGAAAACAUCUGUAUCGAUGUUGACGAGUGUGAAAAAUACGCCGCAGUCUGCGGUCCUCACGCCAACUGCACAAACUCCAUUGGAUCUUACUUCUGCGUCUGCUUUUCGGGUUUUCGUCUGAACAACCUGAAGGUGAUAGCCAGCCAUGCUAACCCAUGCACAGAUAUAGACGAGUGCAGUGAGACUCCUGGUAUAUGUGGUAAACAAACUAUAUGCACUAAUGUACCUGGGACCUUCUAUUGUUCUUGCCCCGAUGGAUUUUACCCUUCAACAGGGAUCUUUUGGGAAGUAGGGGUCUCAUUCUGUCAAAGUCUUCAGAAUAUUUUAGAUGAGAUCGAACCUGCAGAGGGUGAGACUAAAGAGAGAGCUUUUCUCGGCAACAUGGAUCAACAACUGAAAGACAAUGAAGGCAUUUUUUUACCAGGCCCGACUGUGGCAAACGGCUUCGCAGCAUCUAUGGAAGUCUCUGGUGUUGGACCACACGCCAAGUCAAGCAGGGUGAGCAGCGAAGGUGACGGGGAGACCGGCAGUGUGAUCCUGGGCAUCUCAGACCGUUUCGUUUCUAGCUUAGUGCAUUCGAGUCAGAACGAAACAAAGAGAUCAGUGAAGGGUUCAGCAGUGGACUUAAGUCUGGAGAUGAUCGGGCCUGGAGUACACAACGCAGAGAGCUCGGUUCUCACAGCCAAAGGAAACAGCAUGGAGAUCAACCUGGAUGGGCUGGCCGACAAUAACAACGGUUCUGCUGCAGCUGCUUUCCUGACAAUAACAGGCAUGGAAAGUCUUCUCAGUCAUACCUACUUUAAAACAGAAAACCAAACAGAGAUGUACUCUGACAUCAUCACCGCUGUCUUACCCUCGAUAAACAACACCAACCUCACCGAGCCUGUCAACUUCACCAUCCAGCACAAGACGGUACCCGAAAAUGGUUUUGUGACGUGUGUGUACUGGGAGGACAAAACAGAGGAGACAGGACAAAGAAAGAAUAGGAUGCUGCGUUGGUCUGUGGAGGGCUGCUGGGUUGCUUACACCACUGAAAAUGUCACCGUGUGCAGCUGCUCUCAUCUCUCCACAUUUGCCCUCAUCAUGCAGAUCGGCGAGCCUCCAGCAGAGAAUCCUUUCCUGGAUUGGCUGAACCGAAUGUGUGUGAUGGUAGGACUUGCCUUCUUCGGUUUGGCCAUCUUCACCUUCCUCUUGUGUAGCUGGAACCCAAAGAUCAACAACACAGCCCGUCUUCACCUCUGCCUCAACCUCGCCUUUUCCCACCUGCUGCUGCUGUGGAACGACAGAUAUACUGAACAUGAGCUGGCUUGCACUGUCAUGGCAGGUCUUCUGCACUUCUUAGUCGUUGCAAGUUUUGUGUGGAUGCUGCUGGAGGCUCUCCAGCUCCACCUGUUAGUCAGGAGACUCUCCAAGGUGCAGGUCAUUCAGAGGGAUGGCCUCCCCCGUGUGCUUCUCUACCUGAUUGGCUACGGAGUUCCAUUUGUGAUUGUGGGUGUUUCUGCACUGGUAUAUUCUGAUGGAUAUGGUGCCACGGAGGCCGGGGUGUGCUGGCUCUCCAGAAAUCGCAACUUCAACUGGGCUCUGACGGGACCUGUGAUUGUUAUCCUUGGACUGAACUGGAUGUUGUUCUGUGCCACUCUCUGGAGUCUUCGACCCACGCUGGCCAACAUGAGGAGUGAUGUUUCUCAAUCUAAAGACACCCGGUUGAUUGUGUUCAAGAUCCUGGCCCAGUUUGUCAUACUGGGCUGUACCUGGAUCCUGGGCCUGUACCAGACCAAUCUCUUCUUCCAGGUCCUCUUUAUCAUUCUGAACUCGCAGCAGGGAACCUUCCUGUUCAUCGUGCACUGUCUGCUCAAUAAGGAGGUCAGAGAGGAGUACAUGAAAUGGCUGACCUGCUCUUUCAAUAAGCAGCGACAUGGAGGAUCUGUGAAGGAUGUACCCUCAGUCUCCGAGGACUUGGACAAGUGCGAAUAGACGGACUGUCGGAGAUAACGUGUGCGGUACAAAGGAGAGCCUGGAGCCAGAGAAGAGAGAGGAGCAUGCCAGAGACACUUUUAACCAUUAUUUAUUACAAUUCUUUAUUCUCUUUGUUGUUGAGUGUGUUUGCUUCUGUUUAGUAAUCACGGCCACUGCGUAACCACACAAAUACAUAAUCAUACAAAGACGUAAAUGCUCAGCUUUCUCAUUGAUCUGCUAUAAACUACUUUUAGGUUUGUUCUAUAAGUUAGUCUGAUUUGAUCCGAUGAGUGCCUUUGCGUGACAUUUUGUAUGAUUUGUCGAGUCUACAUUAUUUCAUCUUCCUAAUAAAAGGUUUCUAACCUGGUUUAUUCAAAGUGAUUCUGUUUUUUUUCACUGAAGGUUUUUUAUUAUACUUUAACAAAUGUUACCAAAAGCAACGUAUCCUCACUUGGUUUGUAAAUAUCUAUUUUUUAUGACAUAUUUAAAGGACGAACAUGCUACUUUUUGAUCCAGUAGGUGUCUCCCUAG